UGUGUUCAGUGUGGUGACUGUCAGUGAGGUGAUACAGAUACAAUAAUUUAUCAAGACCAUAAUAUAAUUCCAGGCAGUGGAUUUUUUUAUACUGUAUUUCUAAUCCCACUAAUGUUGAACAGUGCUUUAUGUUGGCUAUCUCCUGCUACUCUAUAAAUAGUUAGAGGGUCUGUGGGUCUGACACUCUGCUCUGCCUGGCACUUGACUGUGCGGAUCCGCUGACAGCAUGAAGCCACGCUUUCUGUCCGCGCUGCAGCGCAACGACGCCGCUGAGGUGGACGAAAUCUUCCGCACCAGCAACUUUGAUAUAGACACCGUGUUCGACGUGGAGGACAGGGGAAGAGUUCUGGCGUCCUAUAAACAAGGCUACUGGCUACCAGAGCAUAAGCUGGAGUCCUCCUGGGCAAUGGGCAUUCACAUAUGCAUGAUGAACAAUGCGGUGGAGAGUGCCUUAGUGCUUCUGCAGAGAGGAGCAGCGGUGAAUAAAAAGCCCAAUGGAAAAACACCGCUUCAUGUGGCAUGUGAAGUAUCUCAUGCUGACUGUGUGAGUCUGCUGCUUAACUGGGGGGCAAAGAUCAACAGUGUUUCUCUGAGUGGACACACCCCAUUGCAUUACUGCAUCAAGGAAGAGUCAGUGGAAUGUGCCAGACAGCUAAUACUCAAAGGAGCAGACAUAAAUAAGCCUAGCCAGAACCAUGAUGAAGAUACUCCAUUACAUAUAGCCGCACGCCUCGGUAUCCCUGGGCUGGUUGGCCUUUACGCUUCGCACGGUGCUAAGGUGAAUGCUCCCAAUGCCCUUUUGGAGACCCCUUUAAUCACUGCAGCAUUCUGGGCGAUGGAUUCCCGUGAGCAGACUUACAGUGAGCAGCACCAUCUUGUCUGCCGCAUGCUUUUGGAUUAUGGAGCCAAACCAAACCUCCAGGAAGAAGACAAAAAAACAGCACUGCACAAAGCCUCAUGGAACUGCGACGAAGCGCUAAUGGAGAUUCUGCUCGAUGCUGGGGCCGAUCCCACGAUCAUGGACAUGAACGGCGCUGGAGCCCUUCAGUAUGUGCUAAAUGCGAUACGGAUGAGACCUUACUGUGUGCCAUAUCGCUGCUUCCAGCUCCUGCUUAACCACGGAGCAGCCAGAGUCUACCCAAAACACUUCCACAAGGUGCUGCAGAUUUGCCAUGAUGAUCCCAAGACAGUGGAGGUGAUGGCAAAUUCCUACGAGCAUCUUACAAGUACCACAAAAUGGAAGAAUGCUAUUCCUGAGACAACAUACAAGCUUUUACCAGCAGCAUCCAGUGCAACAACAGACUUCCUCAGGCUUUAUCAGCUGUGUGUUCAAAGUAUAAAACAAGAUCCUGCAGGAGGUAACACCAGGGUUAAAGCCCAAUAAUGAACUAUUUUUUUGAUUACAUCAUUAACAAUUUCAACCAUUGACUUCAUCUGCUUCAGUUAACCCAUACCAGUUAAAUGCAUACACACGCAAUGAAACACACAAGAAAUCCCAACAGUAUUCUCUUCUUUUAUUGUAUGAUUUCAAUAAAUUCAGUGGAAAAAGAAACGCUACCGUCAAAAAGCACGGCAUGUGCAAAACAGUUAAGUGGUUUACAAAACAGGAAGUAAAUCACACUGAUGAUUUGCCUCGACAGUUACGGUUCCUGGCCUGUGUCACGUCCACAGGACUAUAAAUAAAGAUGGUGAGGUAAAAGUAACAACACGCUGUAGUGCAC
Messenger RNA from Silurus meridionalis, 1721 nucleotides. It is a transcript of the gene asb4, whose product is annotated as ankyrin repeat and SOCS box containing 4. Bases 227 to 1384 code for a protein of 385 amino acids. Gene Ontology annotation, biological process: proteolysis; intracellular signal transduction. Gene Ontology annotation, molecular function: protein binding; aspartic-type endopeptidase activity. The transcript is spliced from 5 exons. NCBI's taxonomy places the organism in Eukaryota, Metazoa, Chordata, Actinopteri, Siluriformes, Siluridae. The record is from RefSeq and is a predicted model, not a curated record.